AUGAAUGACAUUGGGAAGCUUAAACUCCUUAGCUACAACUCCACAGAAGUACAUGAACUCAUCGUAGAUGAUACAAGCGAUAUCAUUGCCAUGUUGCAACAACAGCUGACCUAUACAGUCCUUGAAGCUUGCCUCACUUGUUUUAUUGAGGAGGAAAAGGGCAAAGGACACAUGGCGUGCAUGGAGUUGAUGAUUAAGCUAGAACAAAGGCGAGGCGUGGUCCAGAUUUCAUCUUACGACAUUCUUGUUCGCUCCCUAUUUAUCGAGAGACGACGAAGUCCCCUCAGAGUUGCAUUAAGAAGAAGAAAAAAGAGAGAGAUCGAGAUAAUGUCGUGGCAAACUUACGUUGAUGAGCAUUUGAUGUGCGAUGUCGGCGAUGGCCAAGGCCACCACCUGACCGCCGCCGCAAUCAUCGGCCAUGACGGUAGCGUUUGGGCUCAGAGCGCUAAUUUUCCUCAGUUCAAGCCUCAAGAGAUCACAGGCAUCAUGAAGGAUUUCGAUGAGCCAGGUCACCUAGCUCCCACAGGCUUGUUCCUCGCAGGGCUAAAGUAUAUGGUCAUCCAAGGCGAGCCUGGUGCAGUCAUCCGUGGCAAGAAGGGAGCUGGAGGAAUCACGAUCAAGAAAACAGGACAAUCAAUGGUGUUUGGUCUGUACGAAGAGCCAGUGACUCCAGGACAAUGCAACAUGGUCGUCGAAAGGUUGGGUGAUUACUUGGUCGAACAGGGCCUAUAG
Thlaspi arvense is the source of this 732-nucleotide messenger RNA. The record is from the annotation of a GenBank genome assembly. NCBI's taxonomy places the organism in Eukaryota, Viridiplantae, Streptophyta, Magnoliopsida, Brassicales, Brassicaceae.